Molecule: messenger RNA, 993 nt
Organism: Encephalitozoon intestinalis ATCC 50506
Lineage: Eukaryota; Fungi; Microsporidia; Unikaryonidae
Exons: 1
Coding region: 1-993 (330 amino acids)
Biological process (GO): activation of GTPase activity
Molecular function (GO): GTPase activator activity
Source: RefSeq, a predicted model, not a curated record
AUGGUGAGCUCGCCGGACAGCAAAGUCUUCGGCGAGAAUGUUAUUGACGAAAAGUUGGUAAGAAAGCUAUGCUUUGGAGGGGUGAGGAACAAGUACCGAGGAGUUGCAUGGAGGAUUCUCUUUCAGGUUGUUGGGUUGAAAAAACAAUUUCACAGAGAGGAGGUCGAGGUCGGGCAUGCUAAAUAUGCUGAAAUGGUGGCUCGGAUGGGAUGUUCUUGCCAAAUGGGUGAGUAUUUCUAUGGGGGAAGAGAUUUGAACAUAGACAAAAGCAGCCUUGAAAACCUAAACAAGACGAAACAUCAUGCACUUAAGUUGCCUGAAAAGAUAGUGCAUCAAAUUGAUCUUGACAUAAAAAGAAUAGAUCUUAGAUACAGGACUUAUCUAGGAGUAGAUAUAUCAUAUAUGUAUUACCGUGUAUUAUGGCUGAUUGCAUAUAAAAGACCGCUACUUGGAUAUAUCCAAGGAAUGGCUGAUAUUUUGGUUCCUUUUGUCUUUGUUUUUUCGCAUGAAGAUGUCGAGAGAGCUGAAAGCAAUGCCUAUUUCUGUUAUGCUCGGUUACUAGAUGAGACACAGCACAACAUAAUGGAUCUACAAACAGGAAUGAUUAAAAGUCUGGAUUUUGUUUUGCAGAUGGUAGACCCGGACUUGCAUAAGUUCCUGAAAGACAUUGGGUUAGAAAUACAUAUGUUUGCAUUCAGAUGGUUUAAUUGUUUCUUUACCCGAGAAUUCAAGAUUCCAAUUCUGCUCAAGGUUUUGGAUACUAUUUUUUCCUCUGACAGCAUCAAUGAGUCUUUGCUGUACUUUGGAGUAGCUCUUCUGAUGAAGUUCAAGCCUGUUUUGAUUGAGAACGACUUUUCUCAUAAUAUCCUGUUUUUGCAAAGCAUAUACGAACAGACUUGGGAAGAAGCAGAAAUAGAGCUUGUUUUGUCAUCAGCGAAAUUUUAUAGAAAAGUGACUUCUAAGCAACUGCUUUGGUCUCGGUUCUGGGGUUGA